This is a messenger RNA of Choloepus didactylus (southern two-toed sloth), 2037 nucleotides long. It is a transcript of the gene TCEA1, whose product is annotated as transcription elongation factor A1. The record is from RefSeq and is a predicted model, not a curated record. The transcript has 10 exons. Gene Ontology annotation, molecular function: nucleic acid binding; zinc ion binding. Bases 137 to 1042 code for a protein of 301 amino acids. Lineage: Eukaryota; Metazoa; Chordata; Mammalia; Pilosa; Megalonychidae. Gene Ontology annotation, biological process: transcription elongation by RNA polymerase II; DNA-templated transcription; positive regulation of transcription by RNA polymerase II. Gene Ontology annotation, cellular component: nucleus.
GCCGCCGCCGCCGCCGCCGCGGGCUAGCUGUGAGAGGAGGGGCCUAGGCCGGGCCUGCCGCGCGGGGCUCGCCGAGCGUCUGGGCGCCAUCCCGACGUCCCCUCCGCCCCGGCUGCGCCGACGUCCCGCCGGAGCCAUGGAGGACGAGGUGGUCCGCAUUGCCAAGAAGAUGGACAAGAUGGUGCAGAAGAAGAACGCGGCUGGAGCAUUAGAUUUGCUGAAGGAGCUUAAGAAUAUUUCGAUGACUCUGGAAUUAUUACAGUCCACAAGAAUUGGAAUGUCAGUUAAUGCUAUUCGCAAGCAGAGUACAGAUGAAGAAGUUACUUCUUUAGCAAAGUCUCUCAUCAAAUCCUGGAAAAAGUUGUUAGAUGGACCAUCAACUGAUAAAGACUCUGAAGAAAAGAAAAAAGAACCUGCCAUGACAUCGCAGAACAGCCCUGAAGCUAGAGAAGAAAGUAGCUCCAGUGGCAACGUAAGCAGCAGAAAGGAUGAGGCAAAUGCUCGAGAUACUUACGUUUCAUCUUUUCCUCGGGCACCAAGCACUUCUGAUUCUGUACGGUUAAAGUGUAGGGAGAUGCUUGCCGCAGCUCUCCGAACAGGAGAUGACUACAUUGCUAUUGGAGCUGAUGAGGAAGAAUUAGGAUCUCAAAUUGAGGAAGCUAUAUAUCAAGAAAUAAGGAACACGGACAUGAAAUACAAAAAUAGAGUACGAAGUAGGAUAUCAAAUCUUAAGGAUGCAAAAAAUCCAAAUUUAAGGAAAAAUGUACUGUGUGGGAAUAUUCCUCCUGACUUAUUUGCUAGAAUGACAGCAGAGGAAAUGGCUAGCGAUGAGCUCAAAGAGAUGCGGAAAAACUUGACCAAAGAAGCCAUCAGAGAGCAUCAAAUGGCCAAAACGGGUGGAACCCAGACUGACUUGUUCACAUGUGGCAAAUGUAAAAAGAAGAACUGUACUUAUACACAGGUACAAACUCGUAGUGCUGAUGAACCGAUGACAACAUUUGUUGUCUGUAAUGAAUGUGGAAAUCGAUGGAAGUUCUGUUGAGUUCGGAGAAUUGGCAAGAUGUCUGGACCAUUAAGAAAAUGGAUUUUGUAAUUAGCUUUAAAACUCUGUCAAGCAAUUAGUUUUCUGACAAAUCAGAUUUUUAAAGGAGCAUACAUCCCUUGGGUUAGACUGUUUUUGACAUAACAUCCCUUCUUUAAAUGCUUUCUGUAGUUUCAGAUAGCAGUAGGGAGACCAUAUAAUAAUUGUAUGGUAUCUGUUUCAGAAUAUUUUUUUUCAUUUUUAUAAGUAAGUUGAUAUUAAACUUUUAUCAAUUAAACUUUGACACUCAGUUUUUUCUUUUCUUCUUAAAGGAAAAUGUACCUUAACUUUUUUACAGUCUGAAACAUACACUAAAAAUGUUAUUCUCUGUUUAUACAUAAAUGGAAAUUACAUUUUUUUCCAUCUUGGCAUGUACCUGCAAAUAUUAAAGGAGAAGAAAAGAUAAUAUAAUUUUAGGUUUAUCAAAUAUGGUGUGUAUUCAAAUAAUACUUGACCAGCUUAUCUAAAUUGUACAUAAUAUUUGAACCAGCAUAUGAAUUUGAUUUUAAUUAUUAUGAUCUCAAGUCUGGGAUAAUUAGAUAUUUUGCAUUUAUAACUAACCAUGUUCAUCAUUUCUUGUAAUUUCUUGUACAUGUAUAUUACUUGUUCUUAAUAGAUUUUACUUUUGGAAACAUGACUUUAUUUUGUUGAUAAUCAGUUUGGUUUUGUUGUUUGUGUGCCUCUUUGACUUUGUAGUUGAUUUUAGUUUUGCAGAAGAACGUUGUCAUAGUUUAGUGUGGUUUUUCAAAAUCCCUGCAUAGGCAAAGAAUGAAAGUUUUGAACCAUUUUUGUCCUUCAUAGGAAGAUACACGCUGGGGAGAAAAUGUUAGCAUUUUACUAUAGUGUACUUAUGUGUUAAACAGUUCAAGACUUGAUUUUGAUUUGGAAAUCCAAACUGACCCAGGAGUGAGCUUAAGGAUUGUAUAAGCCAUUAAAGCUCUGGUCUUUGCAUUGAG